Messenger RNA from Stereum hirsutum FP-91666 SS1, 846 nucleotides. RefSeq lists its product as uncharacterized. The coding region runs from base 1 to 846 and encodes 281 amino acids. The record is from RefSeq and is a predicted model, not a curated record. Lineage: Eukaryota; Fungi; Basidiomycota; Agaricomycetes; Russulales; Stereaceae. The transcript has 4 exons.
AUGGUAGUGAACGGCGCACAUUACAUGCCCCUCCUACCUGAAGAUGGGGACGUCUUGAAAACAUAUUCCAAUGCGGAAGCAAGCAAGUUUUACAAUCUUCAUGGAUACAUCGCACGAUUGGCAUUCAUCAUUCUUAGCAUCUGCGCCAUAGUCGACACAUUUCUCGCUUUCUAUGUUGCAUUUUGCUACCUCGAAAGCCUCUCUUGGAAAGCUAUCAGUGUUGCCUCAUCCAAUGCCCCACCUCUACGCAGCACGUACAUUGGGUUUGACGAGAUCUACACGAACCGUUCUCAGACAACCCAGCACGCCCCCAUCGUUAACCUUCCCCGUUCAUCCAUUCAAGUAUCUUCCACAUCAGGGCAAGCCUUCGUGCCGUUAGUCGAUGCACUGAUCACCGAUAAUGGAAUGGUUCCGGUCUAUUCAAACAGAGUAUGGGUAAAUGAUGAGGUGUCCACUAUAAUCCAAUUUCGUGUCAUUGACUACGGAAUGGAGGACUGCAGCUUAACCAUGACAGUUCCCAAUGUCGUCGGAAGGAACUCAAGCUUCGUCAUUGGAGACUUGGAAGAGGACCGCGCAUCAAAAGUCGACGUGUGGAGACUGCCAGGUAACUCACGGAUAGACAUUCAAGCUACAUCCUGGGGAAGAGGAGAGUCGAGUGGCAGCUCGUACGUGGGUCAUCUGGCGGCCGCAGUGGGAUCUACCGCCGCUAUCGCAAGAUUUCCGUGUAAAUCAGGGUCUUACUUUACGUUCAAACUGUCGUGUGCGACGGCCGAUUGCGGAGUAGACAUAACGACGUUCAAGAAGGAAGCAGCAGGAUUAUAUCUUCUACAGUAUCAGACAGUAUGA